Molecule: messenger RNA, 698 nt
Organism: Arabidopsis arenosa
Lineage: Eukaryota; Viridiplantae; Streptophyta; Magnoliopsida; Brassicales; Brassicaceae
Source: the annotation of a GenBank genome assembly
CCUUUUGCCUCAAAACCCUAAUUUCGAAACUCUCUCCUCAAGCUUUGAUUACUUGCGCAACAAUGGCGAAAUCAAUGAGAUGCAAGAGAGUGAAGAGAUUGAGAGCAAUAAGAAGAGAAAUUGUGGAGAAGGAAUCAUUCACUCUAACGAGAGAAGACGCCAAAUCCGCCGCUAUUGAAGCCGCACUCGCUGCUCCGAAGUUACCAGUUCGUCUACCUCCAGUUUCUCCAUUUAUGGAAGUUGCGACGCCGUCCUCUGAGUCUGCAUCUGCCUCCACUACAAUCGCCAACGAUAUGGAUGUGGAAAUGGAUGAUGAGAAGAAAACCAAGUCUCUUAAACCUAUCGGGAAGAAGCUGAAGAAAAAAUUUAAGCUGGGGAUGAAGAAUCGUCGCAGUAAGGGUGUCCUUCGAGGCAAACGAAACUAAACCGGUCUUGGCUUUCUACUGGUUUGUUUCAACUUGCAUGAUUGUGUUCUCUUUAAAUUCUCAGGUUCUUGAAUGUCUUAGAGUAUAUCUUCUUUUGCAGUAUGUUUUUUCCAUGAGCUUCAAUACUAUAGAAAGUCUUAAAAACGUGAUUGGAACCUAAGACGUUGGAUUAUGCCUCUUGUCUUUCAUUUUCUUGCACCAAAAGUUAUCAUCUCAGCUAUUUACUUGAUUGAUAGUUAACAUUUAGGAUUCUAUUAAAAUCAUGAACCUUUG